Gamsiella multidivaricata is the source of this 717-nucleotide messenger RNA. Its product is annotated as outer membrane protein TOM13-domain-containing protein. Gene Ontology annotation, cellular component: mitochondrial outer membrane. Gene Ontology annotation, biological process: protein insertion into mitochondrial outer membrane; mitochondrial outer membrane translocase complex assembly. NCBI's taxonomy places the organism in Eukaryota, Fungi, Mortierellomycota, Mortierellomycetes, Mortierellales, Mortierellaceae. The transcript is spliced from 4 exons. Bases 70 to 612 code for a protein of 180 amino acids. The record is from RefSeq and is a predicted model, not a curated record.
UGGCUUUCUUAUUUGUAGUGAAAAUAAGGGUGAUACGGCUGCCAAGUAAUUAGUCUAUGAGGGUUCUGCAUGGGUGGAAACGAACUGUUCGUUUUCAGGUUUGAACGCGUGCGGCUCGUUUCGCCUUACAUGGAAGGUGUUCGAUUUACAAAUAACAUCAGCAUACAGCCAUGUCCGAGUCUACACAAAACCUGCACGACCCAGCAACGGAGACCCACCUGGAGGAGUCUUCCGCUGAACCAGACAAUGCCCUGGAAACUGUUUUACCCGAUUAUCAGCCGUGAAACUAUCAUCUCGCUAUCCAAGGCGACCGCAAUCAAUUUCAUCCUUCCUUUUAUCAAUGGAGUGUUCCUAGGCUUUGGCGAGAUUUGUGCGCACGAGCUGACCUACCGCUGGGGCUGGACAAAUUCAGCGCAUGUGGUCAGUGUUCCAGGAAGGCGUCCUGCAAAUGCAGGAGACGUGGGUGUCCGUGCUGCAGGUGUGUCUGGUGCAGGAUCCGUUGGCUCUGUAUCGGGUACGCAAGGGCCAGGAUAUGCGGGUAGUCGGUCAGGCAUUGGUGGAUUAGGACGGUUCGAGGAUGAGAUUGACUUGAACAAGACCACUCGCCGAUAGUCCUAGAAUGCUCGACAAAGAGAGACAUCAGCGGCUGAACCCCUGCAGAGAUAGAAUACGCGAAAUAAAUUGGUCAAACCCUGAAUCGAACCAAGGCCUAUUCCA